Messenger RNA from Daktulosphaira vitifoliae (grape phylloxera), 878 nucleotides. It is a transcript of the gene ND-B8, whose product is annotated as NADH dehydrogenase [ubiquinone] 1 alpha subcomplex subunit 2. The transcript is spliced from 3 exons. The coding region runs from base 304 to 579 and encodes 91 amino acids. The record is from RefSeq and is a predicted model, not a curated record. NCBI's taxonomy places the organism in Eukaryota, Metazoa, Arthropoda, Insecta, Hemiptera, Phylloxeridae.
UAUCAUUGUAUAAGGGUGGAAUACUUUAUUUGAAAACACUAAGUUUACUCUUAGAUUAGGAAGUAUUAUAAUGUAAAGAUCAUUAAAAUUGUUGUUUAGUGGAAAAAUGUAUAAUUUUUAAAAAAUUUUGUGCCGUAAGCCAGAAAUUAACAGAUGUUUGAUAACAAGUUUUAUCAAUUAUCAUAAAAAUUAAUUGUAUAAAUGUUCAAGAACUCUUGAAAGUUGAAAUAAGAAAAAGCCAUACAUUUUUACUAGUUAUUUAUUUGUCAUAGAUAUUAAAGAAAAAUACUUAUUCCGAUCAAAAUGUCUGCUAUUAAGUUUGGUAGUCAUAUAAAAGAGUUGCGCUUGCAUUUAUGUCAAUCAUCAGCCUCCAGUAAAGGAGUUAGACAAUUUAUUGAAAAAUACUACGUUCCUUUAAAAAAAGCAAAUCCUACUUUCCCUAUCUUGGUGCGGGAAUGUAGUGGAAUUGAACCGAAAGUCUUUGCUCGAUUUGAUUUUGGAAAAGAAAAAUGUGAACAACUUUCUGAUCAGUCUGCUGAAAGUAUUCUAAAGAAAAUAGAAGGAUUUGUUAAAAAAUAAUGAUUAGAAAGUUUUAAAAUAAUCAAUUUAUUGUAAAUAAAUACCAUCAAAUAGCCUAGUUAUGUAAACUUGUUCAAUUACAUAUAUAAAUUAGUGUAAUAUUUUAUUGUUAAUUAAUAAAUAUAUUCAUUCUUUUUCUUCAUAUAUGAUUAAAAGUUUUGAAAAAUAAAAUGAUAAUUUUUUCUAUAGUAAUACUUUUAUUUUAAAUUACUAAAAUGUAAUAUUUUUUUUUGAAUUACAUUGUUUUUUAAUCUGUAGCUAAUAAUAGUAUAAAAUAAUAAAUUUGAUAUUCAAAGCUA